Messenger RNA from Echinostoma caproni, 546 nucleotides. The record is from the annotation of a GenBank genome assembly. Lineage: Eukaryota; Metazoa; Platyhelminthes; Trematoda; Plagiorchiida; Echinostomatidae.
AUGAACACUAGUGCUUCGUUCGAGGUUAUCUUUGAUGAAAAGCGACCGGAAGCGAACCACUUUCGGCCGAUGGUCUGCGUCAGUCCUUCGCCGAAAGUCUUUGCGGAGUCAGAUAUUUCCAUGCGGCUAGAGAGUGCUGAUAAGCGUCGCAUGAAUGUUCUUACGGAAACAAAAUUAAAGAAUGAACAACACGUACAGCAUGUCAAAGCAAAGCGUGAAAAAGGCAAAGAAAUGCUUUUAAAUCGUUCAACUGAAAUUCUGGGGAGUUUGGAGGAAGACCUGGCCACCAAAACGUUAAGGAGACAGCAACGUUUGGAAGAAAAGAUAAGCUCUGCCAAGUUACAGGUAGACCAAGUCAUGGAGGUUCGAACCCAGUCUGAAGCAAUGCUACGCGAAAGCCUUUCGAAGCAAAUAGCGCAAGAUAUGGCCAAUAAAGAAAACCGACGGCGCUCAAUUUUGGAAAACAUCAAACAACAAUGCCAGCAGACGGUAAGCCUCUUCGUUGAUUUCAAAGUUUUGCAGUUGAAUAUUGCUGCCUGUUUGUGA